Saccostrea echinata is the source of this 650-nucleotide messenger RNA. RefSeq lists its product as uncharacterized. Lineage: Eukaryota; Metazoa; Mollusca; Bivalvia; Ostreida; Ostreidae. The record is from RefSeq and is a predicted model, not a curated record. The transcript has 3 exons. Bases 17 to 364 code for a protein of 115 amino acids.
UCCUGCCACCAGAAAAAUGACAACAAAGACAACAACUACAACUCAUCGUCCAACGCCAGAACACACUGAAUGGUCCAACUCCUUAUACUACUACGAUCCACAUGCUCACUUCCUUUGCCAUUUUCACGCCUCCAGGCUUGUACAAUACUGCCACUGCUACCAUGUUCCAUAUCAACAUCGGAGUGAUCUGCAUUCUCCUUUAAAGAUGUAUGAAAUGGAGAAACAUAUGGCGGAACUGUACGUAGCUGGGAACCAUGUAUUGAUGAAUGAUCUUCAAAUGUAUAGCAAAGCUAACUACGAUAUGUGCCACAACCAUGGAAAAAGGCCCAAUGUUACCAUAUAUAUGUUAUACGACAACCACUGAUCAGAAGUACAUAUAAGUCUGACGUUAAAUAAUAAUUUUCUGGAGAUGUCAUAUUUUUGUAUUUGGGAGUGUUCAAGUGUGUUUCAGUAUUUAUGGCGAAACAGUUAGUUUCAGACAAAAGAAAAACACCAGAAGUCGAAUCAGGUGCCUUGGAGGAGUAAGCAUUCCUUGUCGACCGGUUACAUCCGCCGUGUGCGCCCUUGUCAUGAUGAGGCAAACAGAAAAAAUCCGUAGACAAUUCAAUGAGUAAUAAAUGACCUAACAAUUAGUUAAUGAGAAAAACGUU